AUGAAACCGCUUACUAGAACACUCCUUCCACUCCCCAUGCGCAGAAGCUGGCAAACCACAAUAUUUCGACCGAUCAACACUGCCAGCUCCCAGUAUAGCCAAAUAUUUCGUCUCCCGGACGGUCGUGCACUCGGAUACGCCGACUAUGGCAGCCCAACGGGCUACCCAGUGAUCUACUGCCACGGCUAUCCCUCGUCGCGGCUCGAGGGGUUCAUGUUCGAUCUUCACGGGACGCUUCACCGCAACCAAAUCCGCUUAAUUGCGCCAGACCGUCCCGGGUUUGGCCUGUCUACUGUCAAACCUGACCGUCGCAUCAUGGACUGGCCGGCCGAUGUGAAGGUCUUGGCUCAGCACCUGGGCUUGUCGCACUUCGCGGUCCUCGGCUGCUCGGGGGCAGUCCCUAUGCACUGGCAUGUGCACACGGGCUCCCUCACGAGUUGA
Messenger RNA from Penicillium alfredii, 441 nucleotides. RefSeq names its product alpha/beta fold hydrolase. The transcript has a single exon. Bases 1 to 441 code for a protein of 146 amino acids. The record is from RefSeq and is a predicted model, not a curated record. NCBI's taxonomy places the organism in Eukaryota, Fungi, Ascomycota, Eurotiomycetes, Eurotiales, Aspergillaceae.